AUGCUUGAACAUUUCACCUCAAACAGCAUACUAUCAUACAGUUGUGAAACCAUGUUUAGAAUAUUGGGCUGGUUUGUUGUUGCUCUUUUAUUUUCUUUCCAUUCUCUGCAAAGACAAACUUGGUAUAAUAAAGUGUACAAGGAAUUGACUAAUUCAUCCAUAACCGUGCUUUAUGGAAAAGGUGUAAGUUUUGUUCAUUGUGCAGGCCUCUGUACUGGAGACGACUACUGCAUUGAGUUCCUUUACAGCGAGACUAGCAGGCGAUGCAUCGGACACCAUUAUGUAAAGAAGGGAAGCUACUCGUAUCAGUAUGUCCUCCCAGCAUCUCCCCGAAUGCUUUAUUUCAAAAAAGAGUUGAACUGGGUAGAAUAUGCUGGUCACUUUUACUUUUUUGGAAAAGAAGAAGUCAAAUGGAGAAACGCCAAGCUGGGAUGUCAGAAAAUAUGUGCACAUUUGGUGGAAAUUGAAACGAAAGAGGAAUCUGAUUGGCUGUGGGCUACAUUUCUUAAAAAAGUAGGCUGUAACACUGGAUGUACACCUUGGACAGGCGGUAAUGACCUUGCCACUGAAGGUCAAUUCGUAUGGGACCACUCAAACACGACGAUUGGCUUCUUUAACUGGUCGCCAGGUAAUCCUAGCAUAGUUCAUCCCAACCAGGCUCCGACUCGCGACUGCAUUGAAAUGUACUCCAGUGGGAAGUGGAAUGAUCGACGAUGUUCUUCUUUGAACUCGUUUAUUUGUGAAAAAGUGAUGUAAUGCUUUACCUACCGCUUAAUGUUACGCUGUGUUAUCUAGGCGUGUUGUUAAUCACCCACUUUUGCUUUUUAAAAAGACAGGUUAAUGUGUAUUCCUUUUUGUUUUCCCUCGGACUGAAAUGUCACACUUUCAUUGGUUUAAACAUAGCACGUGAUUACCUCAUAUAUCUCUAUAUUUGUUCUGUGAGAAAUAAUAUUAGGCAAUAUGGCCGUCACUGGCCGACGCUUCGCUUACUCAUUUCGACAUUUCAUAGUAUUUAAUACAUAAACCGCAUGCCGUAAGUUCUUAAAGUAUUUGGAGUAGUUGCCCUUUGAAAUUCUUUAAAAUUAGAGUAGUUGCCCUUAGAAUAUUGACGUCACAUUGUUUUGUCUGGAGCAGAACAAAAUGGCAGCGUCAAAAUUUGCUCAAAUCUCUGCAGAGAAAGGGAGAAAACAUUGAAAAUUGAAUAGCAACAAAAAAUUGCAAAUCAUGGGUGAAGCAAAGGUUUUUAAAGAGUAUUUGAAAGGUGAGAUUGAAAAUUUUGAAGAGUUUAAAUGAGUUAAAUUGGACGAAAUGUUAGGCAUUUUGAACCUGGCUUUGGGUAAAUCAUUGCUAUUUGUGAACAAAUAUGUCGCUUGAUAGUCCUCGGGAAAA
This is a messenger RNA of Magallana angulata, 1389 nucleotides long. RefSeq names its product low affinity immunoglobulin epsilon Fc receptor-like. The record is from RefSeq and is a predicted model, not a curated record. The coding region runs from base 1 to 756 and encodes 251 amino acids. Gene Ontology annotation, cellular component: external side of plasma membrane. Gene Ontology annotation, biological process: biological process involved in interspecies interaction between organisms. The transcript has 4 exons. Lineage: Eukaryota; Metazoa; Mollusca; Bivalvia; Ostreida; Ostreidae. Gene Ontology annotation, molecular function: carbohydrate binding.